Zonotrichia leucophrys gambelii is the source of this 1591-nucleotide messenger RNA. RefSeq names its product CDK2 associated cullin domain 1 (gene CACUL1). Gene Ontology annotation, molecular function: protein kinase binding; ubiquitin protein ligase binding. The record is from RefSeq and is a predicted model, not a curated record. Lineage: Eukaryota; Metazoa; Chordata; Aves; Passeriformes; Passerellidae. The transcript has 9 exons. Gene Ontology annotation, biological process: positive regulation of protein kinase activity; G1/S transition of mitotic cell cycle; ubiquitin-dependent protein catabolic process. Bases 117 to 1121 code for a protein of 334 amino acids.
GCGGCCGGAGCUGGGCUGGGGCCCGGGCCGAGCCCGCCGAGCCCCGCCGGGCCUGAGGCGGCGGCGAUGGGCGGCGGGCGCUGAUCCCGCCCCGCUCCCGCAGCCAGGCGCCCGCCAUGGAGGAGGAGAGCAUGGAAGAGGAAGGCGGCGGCGAGGCCAUGAUGGACGACCAGAACCACAACAACUGGGGCGCGGGCGGUUACGGGCGGCACCUGCUCGGCGAGCGGCUGCUGCCGCCGGCCGGGCCGCCGCGCCCCGCGGGGCCCGAGCACAACGGAGCGGGGCUGCGGGGCUGCGAGCCGGGGGCUGCCGCCGGCAGGGUGGGGGCGGCCGGGGCCAUCGCCGCCAUCAACAUCAGCGCCUCGACCUCCAAGUUCCUAAUGAAUGUUAUAACAAUUGAAGACUAUAAGAGCACAUAUUGGCCAAAGUUGGACAGUGCCAUAGAUCAGCUUUUAACUCAGAGUCCUGGUGACUACAUCCCUAUCUCCUAUGAACAAAUAUACAGUUGUGUGUAUAAGUGUGUAUGCCAGCAGCAUUCGGAACAGAUGUAUAGUGACCUAAUAAAAAAGAUAACUAACCACUUAGAGAGAGUCUCAAAGGAGCUGCAGGCCAGCCCUCCAGAUCUCUAUAUUGAAAGAUUUAACGUAGCUCUUGGACAGUAUAUGGGAGCAUUGCAGAGCAUUGUGCCUCUUUUCAUAUAUAUGAAUAAAUUUUACAUAGAAACCAAGCUAAACAGAGACUUAAAAGAUGACCUUAUAAAGCUGUUUACGGAACAUGUUGCAGAAAAGCACAUUUACAACCUAAUGCCUUUACUUUUGGAAGCUCAGUCAACACCGUUUCAGAUAACUCCUUCAACCAUGGCAAACAUUGUGAAAGGCCUGUAUACACUACGACCAGAAUGGGUACAGAUGGCACCAGCUUUAUUUUCUAAAUUCAUCCCAAAUAUUCUACCCCCUGCUGUGGAAUCUGAGCUUCAGGAAUAUGCUGCUCAAGACCAGAAACUUCAAAGAGAGCUUAUUCAGAAUGGAUUUACUAGAGGUGAUCAGUCACGCAAGAGAGCUGGAGAAGAGUUAACUUACAAUGGCUCAUCAGCUUGUGCAAGCUCCAGGGGAUACAGAUAGUGAAUAUACUGGAUCAGCUUCUAUUCCUAGCCAGAACAGACACUGGAGGAGCACAGGUGAUAUCUGGAGCCUCCUUUGUGGCAACUGCUGAUACUCAAGCUCUGACACAAACCAUGCCUCAAAGAAGAGUUUUGGACUUUCUUCUUUAUAUAUUAAAAUGUCAGUUGCUGCUACAGUUGGAAUGACUUUGAAAGACAAAUUCCUUGGUCUGGUCUAUCAACAAGCUCUUCUUCUGUGACCUUUGUGAGGAAUGCACCUUGAAAAACAAUCCUUUCAAAGUGGGAAUGGGCAGCCAAAAUCAGCAGCUUCCAAAAGCAUUAGAACGGAAGAAUCCUUUUUGCACUCUUUUCUUAAUAUUAAGGACAUUCUUAAAACUAGUUAACAUGUCAGUGUAUUAGAUUUUAAACUUCAAGUUAUUUUCUGGAGCUUCUACUUAAAUAAUAAGAAUAAAGUUUCAUUAUUUUGCAGUA